GGACCCCACAGUCGAGUUUCAAGCUUCGACGCGUUCGGUUGGGAAAAAACCUGCCCAGUUCUGCGUGAUUUUGAGUCCCUUUGUUUUUUUGGUGUAAUCUGAACACUCGUAACGCCUGCGCGUCUACCGAUAUACAAAGUCGUCGUCGUCGUCGUCGUUUAGUGUGCCAACUGCUUAAAUCAUUUGACAAAAACAUAAUUGAGUGAGAAAAAUCGAGAAAUCGAAAACUUGUGCUUGGUUGAACUUGGUGGAACUUGGUGGAACACAUUUGGAUUUAUGGAUUCCCUCUUGAGAGCUGCUUAAAGAUCCACAAAUAACCGAAUCACGUGUAACACCGGUGGAAAUUGGUGAUAACAGGCCGUGCAAACAUCAUCGCAUAAAAGCGGCCAAGAAACACGACUCGGAGACCUCGCCGGAAACCCGCUCCAGAAGUCAACAGUUGGCCAGAAGCAAAAGCAGAAGCAGAGACAGAAGCAGAGACAGAAAGCCGACUGCAACCAGCUCAAUCGGUUGGCCCGCUCUCGGCGUGCUGGCAUUUCAUUUACCUGGUGCGCGGCGUUACGUGGUCUCGAUCCGAGCUUUGGGUCUACCCGCCAAAAAGAAAGUCACGACAGUACCCGCCAGUCUGCGGCAGAAACGAGAUUUCCAAGAUUCUGCAACGAAAGUCAAAGUUACAAGUUUACUCCAAAUUCGAGUUUGAGUUUGAGUUCGAGUUUGAGUUGGCCCGGUUCAACGUCUUUACACUUUUGGGUCGACUCCGCCGCUGCUCCGUCUGUGCCACAUUUAGAAAGUGAAAAUCGAGUGCCGCCCGUGUCCGAAACUGAGUCUGAACCCGAAUCCGAAUCGGAAUCCGUGGCUCCUACCAUUCGGGCGCUGCAGUUGAAAGUGAAUUCAAGCUGCAAGUGAUUUUCGGGCCUUUGUUUUUUUUUGUUGUUUUGUUGUUUUUUGUUGUUGCCGCCACCUUCGGUUGGAUCCAUCAGUAGCCCAGUUAUUUAGCUACUUGGAGCCACACUGCCACUGCCACAAGCACUUCGCGUCUCAUUCAUUGAUCGAUAGGAACCGAACCGGCAUUGGAGACCAGCCACAAUGGAGGCCGAAGAAGUUACAAAACUGGUGGAUGGCGUUUAUAGGAACAUACUCGACAGAUUCAAUCCGGGUGCCAGGCAGCUGAUCGCGGCGGGCAAGAGCUACCUCAAGGCGUUGCAUGGUGCCGCAACCGCCUCGCGUCUAUUCAAUGAAGCAUUGGCCAAGAUUGCAAUGAACGCCCAGCAGAGCGGAACGGGCGAUAUUGGUUCGGCUUUGAUGAGCGUUGUGAACGUCAACAAGGACAUACAGGAGCAGCAGAUGAAUAUUCUGAAAGCCUUCUAUGUGGAUCUAUUGGUGCCAUUGGAGACAAACCUGGAGAAGGACACAAAGGUGGUGCAGCACGAGCAGAAGAAGUUCAUGCAGCAGCACAAGGUGCGCAUGGACAGCUACCAGAAGGCCGUCUCCACCAUGAAGAAGCAGCGCAAGAAGAAGGCCACGCCCGAGAACACCGAGAAGGAGCUGAGGAGCCUGCAGGUGCUCGAGGACCAAAAGAAGAAGCUGGAUGUGUUCUGCGAUCAAAGCUACAAGAAUGCCAUGACACAGGAGCGACGUCGCUAUGGGUUCGUCUUGGAGCGCCAGUGCUCGAUCGCCAAGCACUGGAUGGCCUAUCACACCACCGGGAAGACGGUAAUUGAUAAUAAUUUCGAAAAUUGGCAAGAAAUUGCCGCUUCUCGUGAGAUCAUUCCGCCGUCCGCGUACGAGAGCGGCUACAGCAGCAGCAGCAACAACAACAACAACACGAACAUGAGACGCCUGGAGCGCAUCAAAGACGGAGACGACGACCAGGUCCACACCCAGCUGAAAAAGUCGCGGAGCAUCGACGCCCCCUACGGGGAUAUGCGCACCCUGCACGAGCGUGAGAACAUCGGCGGAGUGGGGUCAUCGCACUAUGCCCAGAACUCGCUGCCACGCGCCAAGUCCGACUUCAAUCUGGCCCUCGUGGGCACUGGCCUAGGCUCGGGCAACAAACACAAGAUCAUCGAGGAACACUUGGCGCCACAUAGCGACGAUCAGCGCGGGGACCAGCGUCCGCUGGUCAAGGCCCUCUACGCCUACAUGCCCUCCGGGGAGAACCAGCUGUCCUUCGAGGAGGGCGACCGCAUCGCAUUGGUGGGCGGCAAGGCCAAGGGCUGGCAGUUCGGCGAGAACCUCCGCACCCAGCACUUUGGCUGGUUCCCGGUGGCCUACACAAACGCGGUUGAUACCGGCGAGGUGGUGCCCUCCACCGGCAGGCGGUACGAGAACAUGCACAUGAGCUACGAGCGCAACGGAGCAGGGAUCGGAAUGGGGGCCGGAGCCGGUGGAGGUGUAGGUGGCGGUCCCGGUGCCGGUGCCGGUGGUAGUACCGGUGGAGGUGCCCUGCGCAGUUAUCACGACCAGAAGCAGCAGCAGUACAUGUCGGAUGCCCAGCUGGAGCUGAUGGACAACGAUGCCACGUACAGGAGGAGACGCAACCACAGUGCCGAGGAGUCCUCGCCCACGCGCAUGUUCGGCGACACUCUCAAGCAGCAGAAGAAGUACCGCGCCGGCUCCGGGGCGAAUCCACGCCCGGGCCCACCGCCCACACUGCCGGCACCCGUGCCCACCGGGCAGCAGAGCCAGUCCUCGAGGAUGCUGAACAGCUCGCAGAGCUUCUGCGCCACCAAUGGAGUUCCGGCCGCAGUCGAGAGACGCAAGCAGAAGCUCCUGAACGGAGCCCAGAGCUCCAUGAGCCAUCCAUCGGGCAAGUCUGGAGUGGCGGCAAAGACCUCGCUCCACAGCAGCAACGACAGCGGCUUCGCCAAUGAGCCGCCCCCGCAGCCGGAGGUGGACUACUCGGAUGAGGAGACCGCCACGCAGCGUGUGCCCAUUCGGCGCCGAGCCGAUACCAACUCGCACACGCACACGCACACGGUGCCCCGGGACGUGGCCUCGUGGACCCUGAACCGGAACUUCCGCAACAGCGUGGACAGCCAGAUGGACGACAAGAGCAUGCACCGGCUGAGCCGCCAGAACGGGGUCGGAGCUGGCAAGAUGCGCUACGAUCUGAUUGCCUCGGAUGACGAGAUCCUGCAGGCCUCCAGUGCGGGCCUGAAGCGGACCAAGUCGUUCUGGAAGUUCGGAGGAGGACGCAGUGGCGAGGACAUCCUGGCUGGGAUGUCGCUGUGGCAGCACCGGGAUCUGGUGGCAGCACCCAAUCUCGAGGAGAUGCGAGACCGCGAAGAGGCGGAACGCCGCUCGGACGAGGAUCGCAACGUCAAUGGAAACGGCAGUGGCAGUGGCAAUGGCAAUGGUAAUGGGAAUGGAACGCUGACCAAGUCGCACAACUCCAGCUCGUCGCAGGAGAAGCGGGGACGCAAGGACAGCCUCACCAGCACGGAGGCCUACGGGGAUGAGGAUGAGAACAUCUAUGGCGUGAGUCAGCCCCCUCAGCAGCACCACCAACAACAACAACAACAGCAACAGCAGCAGCAGCUGCAGCAGAGGAGCAGCUACACCCCCAAGUCGCGCAUGAAGAUCAUGAAGACCAUUGAGAUUGACAUCGAGGAGCCCACGGAGAGCGAGCGGCUGAGCACAAUGCGCCGUGGCCAGUCCCAGUCCCAGAUGCAGCAACAUCAGCAGGCACAACCACACCGUAAGUUGGACAAGCAGGGCUCUGGGUCCUCCUCGACGCCGCAGCACAAGACGCAGACCCUGAGCCGGUCCAAGCCCUCCCAGCAACAGCAGUUCCCCCUCUCCACCGACGAGGGCGAGAGCGAUGAACACGGAACGCUCAAGUUGAGCGACGUGAACAACUUCUUCGACGACAUGCAGCACGACGGAGGUCCCAGCAAGGGUGGACACGGACAUGGACACGGCCACGGACUGGUCAUGAAGACGGUAAAGCGCCAGGACAUCCUCAAGCAGUACUACACCAGCGAGGACGACGAGUCUGACGCUGAGCUGAAGUCAACCAGCUCCGAUCCUUACGACUGCAUCGUCAUCAACGAUCAUCUGGUGCGCAAGGACGACAAGCUGCGCCGCCAGCACCAUCAGCAGCAGCAGCAGAUGGAGUUCCACACCUUCCGCUCCUCCACCUCCACCACAGCGACCAACACGCUGAAGAAGUCCUCCUCCAAGGAGCAGGACAGCACCUUGACCCGCAACUCCGCAGCAAAUGCAAGUGCACCCACGGCCACCAUCCUGCCGCGCACACGACUCCUCAAGUCCUCCUCCGCCAGCCACAGCAACAACAACAACAACAACAACAGCAGCAGCAGCAACAACCACAGCCACAACAACAGUGCCACGCUGGAGAGGAGCUCAAAGGCCCUGACGGGCAACAAGAGCUACGGCCCGUGGUACGACUUCUGGGACCAGGAGCAGCACGGCAUCACCGGACAGAAGUCGGCGAGUGCCAAGCUAAAGUGAGACUGGUCGCCAGGAGCAGUAUCAGGAUCGGGACUGGACUGGACCAGAGCCAUGCCAAGAGAAUGAAGUUUCGCCGUUUUCUUACCGGAUAAGAAAAUGCGCAGAGAGCGUGAAAGAUGGCCAGGAAUACGAGAUUACCG
Messenger RNA from Drosophila miranda, 4616 nucleotides. It is a transcript of the gene IRSp53, whose product is annotated as brain-specific angiogenesis inhibitor 1-associated protein 2. The transcript is spliced from 12 exons. Bases 1087 to 4476 code for a protein of 1129 amino acids. The record is from RefSeq and is a predicted model, not a curated record. Lineage: Eukaryota; Metazoa; Arthropoda; Insecta; Diptera; Drosophilidae. Gene Ontology annotation, cellular component: cytosol; nucleoplasm. Gene Ontology annotation, molecular function: protein binding. Gene Ontology annotation, biological process: plasma membrane organization; positive regulation of actin filament polymerization; actin crosslink formation.